GCCACAUGAUCUGUUGCCAUGGUUACGUCAACAGACGCUUUGUGUCUGGAGGAGUGGAGCUGUGAGUCAGUUGAAGAACCAUGGCAAAGCACUGUGUGACUUAAACAAUUUGCUUGUGGUGUCGUCUAUUAACCAGUAAAGAAGUUUGAGGUUUUUGUUAGGUAAAACUUACGAACUACAUUAAGUUACAAAGGACACUAGCAUAGCCUUCACGACCCAAAAUGGAGUUCGGCGAGAAACUAAAAGAGAUGAACAUGACAACCGAUGAAAUUAAAAGGUUUACCAACGCUUUCAAAGACCCUAAAUUCAAAGAAUUGCUGCAAGAUUACGCCCAGGAAAUUUCAGACCCUAAGACUAAGAUGAUAUAUGAGCAAGAAAUUAAAAAGUUGGAGCUGGAAAGGGGCAUUGACCUUCAUUUUAUUCACCCCGAGCCUUUUCGCGUCCUGAAGACGAGUGUGGACGGCAAACAGAAGUGCUUUAUCAACAUCUGCUCCAACGAGUGCAUUGGUAAACCCGAAUUUAAAGUCGGGAGGUCAAACGACGGCAUUCCAGGCCACCACUGGUCUCUGCCCCACAGCUUGACCCAAGGGCGAACUGACAGGGAUUCCAAAGGUAACAAGUUCAUUAUAUAUGACGUUGUAUUCCACCCGGACACACUUCACAUUGCUGGGACAAACAAGACGUUCAUGGACAUGGUGGAUGGUAUUGCUGUUCAGGCCAUUCAGGACGGAUUCAAAGUUAAACUGGACAAAAAUAACACUAGAGUCCUUAAGAUCAAGUACAAGGGGACACCUGUGGCUUCUGUCACCCGCAAAACCAUCCCUGGACACCCUGGUCAAGAGAAGCCAGCCCAGCCUGACCCUCUCGCUUUCCCCUACCCAGACGAGAGGCCAAACACAGAAGCACCUAAUCCUAAAGAGGGUCUCAAAGCUAAGGUGCAGCCCAGCCAGAGCCACCACAAAUCAGAUUCUGGCCCUUCCAAGGGUUCCACCAAGCCCAACUACACCCUAAAGUACAUAGAGCAUAUUGAUUUACAGGAUUUCAGGUUCUCAAGAGACUCUGCCCGCAGCCCCCGGCCCAAAGAAAUAGUCGUAAUGGUGGAGCUGCCCCUCCUCAGAUCAGUAGGGGAGCUGGAUCUGGACGUGACAGAGAAGACCGUUCUGCUGCAAUCCAAGAAGCCAGCCUACAGCCUGAAGGUACCCCUGGCAUACCCUGUGGACUACGAUAAAGGAGAAGCCAAGUUCAACAAGCUGACGCACCAGCUGACUAUCACCCUGCCUGUCCUGCCCCUGAAGCAGCCGACCAGCCUGCCAUUUCUCUCUGGGGCCUGCAGUGAGAACGUGGAGGGGGAAGACAGCGACAAGGCAGUGUUGUCAGAAGACAGGUCGACAGCGUCUGGCCAAGGAGAUGAGUUGGAUCAAGACGACGCUUCCACAGCAAACAGCUCAGAGGGAGCAGCCGACUGUGGGACUGAUCCAGCACCAUCAGCCCAAGCUGGGAUCCAGCCUGGUUCACCCUGGAGAGACAGGGAAGAGUCUGGCCAGCCAGGUGGCCUUGACUGGAGUCACAACCUGAGACACUGUAAGGAAGCAGGAGACGAGGCCGGAGACGAGGCCGGAGACGAGGCAGGAGACGAGGCCGGAGACGAGGCAGGAGACCAGGCCGGAGACCAGGCCGGAGACGAGGCAGGAGACCGGGCCGGAGACCGGGCCGGAGACGAGGCAGGAGACGAGGCCGGAGACGAGGCAGGAGACCGGGCCGGAGACCAGGCAGGAGACCAGGCCGGAGACGAGGCAGGAGACCAGGCCGGAGACCAGGCCGGAGACCAGGCUGCUGACUGCAACAGCCCGACAAGGGAGGAGGAAGAGCAGGCUGGCAAUAUGCAUCUGAACAAGAGCAACUCUGAGCCCUCAUCCCUGAUCGCCAACAUGGUGUUUGAAACAAACGAAACAUCCGCUUUGUCCACCAUUGCAUCCCAGCCUGACCUCCACCAGUACCAUCACCAGACCACUGACCAGCUGCAACACAGAGAGAAGAGAGAGGGGGACACAUGUCCUGAGGAGAAGAGUAGAACCCCAAUGUUAAGCAGAAGUGGUGUAGAGGCGGAGAGAGCAGCUCCAUUCACUGGAACCGAAGGGAAGCCAGCUCCAUCUACAGCCAAGGUGAACAACAGCACUGUGCGCUUCUGUGAGGACCUGGCUGUGAUCCCACAGGAGAUGUUGAAGGAAGAGGAAGGGGUGGAUGAAGAUGACCUGCCAUCACAGCAGACCUUUCCUCAGGACUGGAACAUGAAGCAGUUUGUACCUCCAGCUGUGCUGAGGGAGACUAAGGAGGAUGGACAGGAAGUUGUCAUAACCGAACAUGCUACUUCUGCCGGAUUCUCCUUUAAGAACACUCUUCUCUAUGACCUUGACUGAUUCUCCUGUUUAACUAUAACUUUGGUUUAAUGAUAUACUCCUAUAGCAGGGGUGUUCAAUCCUAGUCCUCAGAUUCCUCCUGUAUGUUCAUUGCUCCAAGACACCUAAUUCAAAUGAAUGGUUUUUAUCAGGCUUCCACAGAGUUUGAUAACAACCCAUUCAUUUGAAACAGGUGUACUGGAGCAGGGAAACAUCUACAACAUACAGGACACUGAGGACCAGGAUCGAACACCCCAGUCAUAUAGUAUAUGAUUUUCUAUUUAGUUCUGUUCUGAACAGUUUUGUUGUGGACUAUGAAAAUGUUCUAUAUGGGUUUUAUAUUAACCCGCAUUACAGAAUGCUCAUUGUGAGCCAAAGGCAACAGUGUUUGAGUUUUGCUUUACUCACAACAGUGAUUUGAGUGGUGACACAAGCUCCUGUUUCAAUAAACUGUUGAGUAGUUCUCUACCUAAUUUAACCAGAUCAUUGUUACAACAUUUGAAUGUUUGUAUUCCAGCCCCAAUAAACGGUGACAAUAUGGGACUUUC
This is a messenger RNA of Osmerus eperlanus (European smelt), 2944 nucleotides long. It is a transcript of the gene dnaaf2, whose product is annotated as dynein axonemal assembly factor 2. Gene Ontology annotation, cellular component: cytoplasm. Gene Ontology annotation, biological process: axonemal dynein complex assembly; cilium-dependent cell motility; epithelial cilium movement involved in extracellular fluid movement. The record is from RefSeq and is a predicted model, not a curated record. Bases 222 to 2417 code for a protein of 731 amino acids. The transcript has 2 exons. Lineage: Eukaryota; Metazoa; Chordata; Actinopteri; Osmeriformes; Osmeridae.